Molecule: messenger RNA, 3317 nt
Organism: Dalotia coriaria
Lineage: Eukaryota; Metazoa; Arthropoda; Insecta; Coleoptera; Staphylinidae
Gene: Parp1
Product: Poly-(ADP-ribose) polymerase
Exons: 8
Coding region: 218-3163 (981 amino acids)
Biological process (GO): protein poly-ADP-ribosylation; double-strand break repair
Cellular component (GO): nucleus; nucleolus
Molecular function (GO): NAD+ poly-ADP-ribosyltransferase activity; NAD binding; NAD+-protein mono-ADP-ribosyltransferase activity
Source: RefSeq, a predicted model, not a curated record
UUGAAACUAGUUUGUCCGGUAAAUUGUCCCGCUAAUCAAUGGCAUAACCGCUGAGGAUUGCAAUCUCGUGAAAAUAAACAUUUAUUUCCGACAACAAUAGAACAUUUAUAAAGUAUUGAUUUCACCCAAUUGUUUUUCGUACAUAUUCGUCACAUUCCACAUCACUUCUUGUAAAUAACCGUUGGUUGUCGUCUCAUCAGAAUACUCAUAAUAAGCAAUGGAAGACGAUCUGCCUUACCGAGCUGAAUAUGCCAAGAGCGCUAGGGCUUCCUGCAAAGGGUGCAAGUCCAACAUUGGCAAAGAUACGCUGCGCCUUGCUGUUUUGGUUCAAUCGCCAGCUUUUGAUGGAAAAAUUACGCAGUGGUAUCAUUAUACAUGUUUCUUUGGCAAGCAAAGGCCAAAAACAGUUGAUGACAUUCAACAUUUUGAAUCUCUCAGAUGGGAUGACCAGGAGAAAAUCAGAGAGAAAAUAAAAACCUUGGGUGCUAUCGUUGUUCCGGAGGGUAAAGGGAAAGGCAAGAAACGUGCGAGCGCAGCGUCAGGUGCUCUACAAGACUUUCGAAUCGAAAUGGCAAAGUCCGGUCGAGCUGGUUGCCGCGGUUGUGAACAAAAGAUAUUAAAAGAUGAAGUACGCAUCGCCAAGAAGGACUUUACUACUGAAGUUGGUCGCAAAUACGGCGGGCAAGAUAUGUGGCAUCACUUGAAUUGCUUCGCAAAGCUUCGAUCAGAGCUGGGCUUUUUCGUUAGCGGCGAUAGCUUACCAGGCUACAACAGUCUGGGUAAAGCCGACAAGGAUGCUGUUAAGAAGCAAUUACCGGCUAUCAAACAAGAAGAAGAACCUGAUACCAAGAAGAUGAAGAAAGAGGAAGAGGAACCCGACGUCGACGCUGACAAAAUUAAAGCACAAUCUAAACUCAUUUUUAAAUAUCGUGACCUGUUGAAAGCGAAAGUUUCGAAGAAAGAUUUGAUUUACUUGCUGGAAGCGAAUGAGCAAGAAAUUCCUCAGGGAGAAGAGCGGAUGUUGGAUCGUUUGUCUGACUUGAUGGCAUUUGGUCGUCUGUUACCGUGCACAGUGUGCAAAGAUGGCCAAUUAGUGUUCAACAAAUUCGGCUAUGAAUGCAAGGGUGAUUUAACUGAAUGGACAAAAUGCGCAGAAGUCUUCAAAGAACCUGCACGCUCGAAAUUUGUGGUUCCAAAAGAAUUAGCCGAGGAACACAGCUUUUUAAAGAAAUACAAAUGUGUCGUUGGCAAUCGAAUCAUCAAGGAUGUUAAACCGACUGUGGUUCCUAAGAAAGAAGAAGAUGAAGUUGAUUCCAAACCGAAAGUGGAACGUGAACGUCCACCACUCUACAAUAUGGAAUUUGUAUUGUUUAACGUCAGUGAUAAAGAGAAAUUAAAGAAAGAUAUUGUCAAACUUGGAGGAAAGGUAACAACUAAAAUCGAUGAAAACGUCAUGGCCAUGAUUUCCAAUGAAGAAGAAGUGGAAAAGAUGGGAGCUAGAAUUACAGCCGCAAAAGAUGCCAAAGUACAUGUUGUCGGAGAGAAAUUUGUUAAAGAUGCCAAGGGUAAAAAGUACGAAGAUAUCUUCAAACUUGUCGAAGACAAAUCUAUUUGUGAUUGGGGAUCGGAUCCUGCCAAACGUGUUCCUCAAGAAACCAGUAGUCACAAAUCCAAGUCAAAGAGCAUUUAUACCAAGUCCGUACCAAAAUCGGUAACUAUGAAACUCAAAGGUGGCACUGCCGUUGAUCCUGAUUCCGGCUUGGAGGACCAUGCACACGUUUACGUCCGUGGCGAGGAUAAAUAUACGGCUGUGUUGGGUCUCACAGACAUACAAAAACAGAAAAACAGCUUCUAUAAAUUACAACUUUUGCAAUCGGACAAAGGCAACAACUUUUGGCUAUUCAGGGCCUGGGGUCGUAUCGGAACUACCAUCGGUGGUAACAAGUUGGAGCAAAAGUCCGACUUGAUGGAAGCCGUGAAUGAAUUCGAAGCGCUCUACGAAGAGAAAACAGGAAAUCAAUGGGAGAUGCGUCACAUGUUCCAGAAAGUGCCCGGUCGCCUGUAUCCCAUCGAUGUGGACUACACGGAUGAAACCGACAAUCUCAAGAUUGAUUGUGAUGUACCAUCAUUGCUGCCUUCGCCUGUGCAGAAUCUCAUGAAGCUCAUCUUUAACAUUGACGACAUGAAAAGGGUCAUGUUGGAAUUUGAGCUGGAUACCGAAAAAAUGCCCCUUGGAAAGUUAAGCAAAUCACAGAUUACAAAGGCCUAUAAAGUGCUCACUGAAUUGCAAACGAUGAUCGCUGAUACAAACACGAAUGAGCGUAUGUUCAUCGACGCUUCAAAUCGCUUCUACACUUACGUCCCGCAUUCCGCCGGCGUGGAAUCCCUACCGAUUAUAAAAAGUGAAGAUCAAAUUAAACAGAAGAUCGACAUGAUUGACAAUCUGAUGGAGCUUGAAAUUGCCUACAAUCUAAUGAAAUCCUCUUCGUCGGGCAGCGUUGACUCGCACUAUGAGCAACUUAAGGCUGAAAUCGGUGUUUUGGAGCGCGACUCUACUGAAUUCUCUAUUAUCGAGGAGUAUGUGAAGAACACCCAUGCACCUACACACGACGCCUACAAGCUGGUAAUCACUGAAGUGUUCACUGUUAAGCGACAGGGUGAAGAAAAACGCUUCAAGCCAUUCAAGAAAAUGCACAACCGUCAGCUAUUGUGGCACGGUUCCCGUGUCACUAACUUUGCCGGUAUCAUCUCGCAGGGUUUGCGCAUCGCCCCACCGGAGGCGCCCGUCACAGGCUACAUGUUCGGUAAAGGUAUUUACUUCGCUGAUAUGGUCACCAAAUCAGCGAACUAUUGUAACACCACCCCGAAGAACAACACCGGCUUGUUGCUGUUGUGUGAUGUGGCACUCGGAGAGAUGAUGGAAUUGAAGGAUGCCAAAAAUGUAACCAAGUUACCAUCGGGAAAGCAUAGUUGCAAAGGUUUAGGUAUGACCUGCCCAGACCCUAAGAUAAGCAAGAAGAUUGGUGAUGUCGAUGUUCCACUUGGCAAGCCGGUUAAGAACAAGACUAAGUCGUCGUUGUUGUAUAACGAGUUCAUUGUAUACGACGUAGCACAAGUCAACAUUCGUUAUUUGGUACAGACCGAAUUCAAGUACAAGUACUAAUUUGUAUCCGUAUCAACAUGCGCGUGAUUUAUUCUAUUACCAGAUUCAUUGUUUUCGGCAGGUAUGAAUUACAUAUUCUCCUAAUGGUAUAACAUAUAUUCUAUAUUUUUGUAACGUUUCACUACUCUUAAAUUAAAAACGUUUUUGCAAAUUA